UGGUUGUCGUGAGCAGAUAGGUCAAAUCGUUGAGUCAGCUGAUUGCUCGUGAUAAACUGUUCACAUGACUUUAAAGAGAAGUUACAGUGCAUCUGCACCGGAUGGGUGAUUAUAGUUUUAUAGUUUAUAUUACUUGGGGUUAAAGUUCGGAACGGAGUAGUACAACAAGAACAAGAUAUUGGUUAAAUAAUGCCAUCUAAUAAAUCUGUGUCUGAUGCAUUGAUCACCCAGUUCAAAAACUGCCACAUUUUGAAAGACCACAAGUUACAAAGAGAGGAUCUGUGGAUUCGACAGGGAAAAAUCCUGAAUCCUGAGAAGCUUUUCUUUGAUGAGAAGGGCUUUGCUGAUGUUCAAGUUGAUUGCCAAGGUACAAUUUUGGCACCUGGCUUCAUAGACGUGCAGAUUAAUGGAGGUUAUGGUGUAGAUUUUUCCAUAAUGACCGAUGAAGUCAGCUCUGGUAUCUUACUGGUUGCAAAGAAGUUGCUGUCUCAUGGUGUCACAUCCUUCUGUCCUACUCUUGUAAGCUCUCCACCAAGUGUCUAUCACAAGGUUUUGCCUCAGAUCAAGAUACAUGAUGGAGGUCCAGAUGGAGCAGGGGUCUUAGGUGUCCACUUGGAAGGACCCUUUAUCAGUAAGGAAAAGAAAGGUGCCCACCCUGAACACUGCUUGAGGACAUUUCAAAAUGACAUUCUCCAGGAGUUGUCGGACAUGUAUGGAUCCAUUGAUAAUGUCAUCAUUCUAACACUUGCUCCAGAGAUAAGGGGAAGUAAGGAUGUAAUCCGGGAGAUGGUCAGAAGGGGGAUCACUGUCUCUCUAGGUCAUUCGAUAGCGAACCUGUCACAAGCAGAGGAAGCUGUUAUAGAAGGAGCUAGUUUUAUUACUCAUCUCUUCAAUGCUAUGUUGCCAUUUCACCACAGAGAUCCAGGAAUUGUGGGACUGUUAACAAGUGAUCGCAUACCUGCAGGGCGCACCGUAUUUUAUGGGAUGAUUGCAGAUGGAAUCCAUACAAACCCUGCUGCUCUAAGGAUUGCACAUCGUGCACACCCUAAAGGUCUGGUUUUGGUGACAGAUGCCAUCACAGCAAUGGGACUGCCUCCAGGACGGCACACUCUAGGUCAGCAGGUCAUAGAGAUUGAAGGAUUACAUGCGUACGUGGCGGGUACAAAAACGCUCAGUGGUAGUAUAGCAACAAUGGACAUGUGUGUCAGACAUUUUCUUGGGGCAGCAGGGUGUAGUCUGGAAUCUGCACUGGAGGCUGCAUCACUACAUCCUGCACAGCUGCUGGGAAUCGAACACCGUAAGGGCACCUUAAACUAUGGAGCAGAUGCAGAUUUUGUUCUUCUAGACAAAGAAUUGAAUGUGAAGGCUACCUACAUUGCUGGGCAACAAGUCUGGAAAGAAGAACGUUUUCAAAUAUGAUUUAUAUUUUCAAGCCAAGGACAGUUGAUGUUUCAAAAGAAGUUGAGUGGACCUGUUGAUUACAAACUGAAGCAUUUGCCUCCUUGUUGUAUUGCUACAAGUGCAUUUUCAAGAAGGCUGGAAUUUCUUGCCCCAUCCUUGUGCCUUGUAAACUGUACUGUAGAAUGUCAGCACAGUGGUGGCUGUUGUGAACUGUGGACUGCCGCAUAUAAAAUGUUAUGUCAUUGUCUUUUAGUUUGCAGAAAGAAUUUCUGUGCUUUAUGUAAAGAUCCAGAUAUUUUACAGCAUGGGAAAGUAAAGUAAAUUAUUCUUUACAUCUCCUCAAAUACAAGGUCAAACAUGCCUUAAGAGUCUGCAUGUCCUCCCUGUUUUCUUGUAAGUUUUCUUCAGGUGCUUCAGUUUCUUACAACAUUUCAAAGACAUGCAGUAGGUGGACCGCACAUACUCAGUUGGCCAGAAGUAAGUUGUGUUUGUGUGUGUGUGUGUGUGUGUGUGUGUGUGUGUGUGUGUGUGUGUGUGUGUGUGUGUGUGUGUGUGUGUGUGUGUGUGCACGCAAGUGCAUACGUGUGGUAUUGAAGAAUAGCCAUGGCAGGAGUAUCCACCGGGCAGUGUGAACAUUGGCUCUAGAUGAUUGUCAGUUUUGAUGUGACACCCCAACCUCAUGCAAAAGUGAAGAAAAAGGGAUUGUGGAUGGAUGGUUACACAGAUGGAUGGGUUUGCUUGAUACCCUUUUGUGAAUUGUUGGCAUACAGAGACAUAUUAGGAAGCACAUAAAUCUGCUUAGCUUAGUAUAAAAUACUAUGCAGAACUUGUACUUUGUACAGUGGAUUACAGAGCAGUGUAUACAGUGUGAUUAGCAUGUGUACAUUGCACUGUUACUGAGUAUGUAAUAGAAUGUAUACCACAAUAGGUAAUAUUGUAUAUGUUGUGCAUAUUACGUUUUGUAAAUUGCAUUGUGUGACACUGCAUGUACUCUGUACAGGACAUUAUUCAGUUUACAGCACAUUGUAUACAGCAUUGUGUAUGCUUUGUACUUUCUGGUUCUUUACAGUGCAUUUCAACAAAACGUGUACUCAAGCUUUUGGGAUGUAAAAGACAACCCAUGUCAUGUGAUAUAACUUACCUGAUGAUUUAAUGAUCUCUGAAUUAUAUAGGUUGGUUAGAUUGCAGAGAAGAAAACCUCUUAUGUGAAGGAUUUUGAGGAGGUAUACUGUUGUCUUUGAAUAGGCUUUGACGAAUGCAUUAAUGAUGAACACAGUCCUACUUCACUGUAUUAAACAAUUGUUGAAGCAGUGAGUGUAUCAUCAUUUUAUCACUGUGAAUGCUAUAAUAUAACGUGGUAUAUUUUACACUGCAUGCAGUGUAUUCAGUGCAUUGUACAACACUGUAUGCAUCAUGUACUGCACAGUUGAUAGUGCAGUUGUAUAUGGCAUUGCAUACAAUAUAUGUAGCACUUCUCUUGCACUUUGAACAGCAGUAAUAGUGUACAGUACUAUGUACAAUUUUAAUUGUGUAACUUUGUAUAUCACUGUAUAAAUUGCCUACAGUACUGCUUUUUGCAGAUUGUGCCCAGCACUGUACUGUCCACAGCAGUACAUGCACUGCAUGUAGAUUCUGUUCCAUGCAUGGCACUGUGUGUACAGCUUUAUACCCCACAAAUGUCUACACUAGGAACCGCACUGUCUGUAGAGCAUAGAGCUAUGUGUUAGAGAGCACAUCAAGCUGAUGUUUAGUAACAUACUUAGUUGUAGUGCAUUAUUUACAUUGUCUGACUAUAGUCUUGAGACAAGUGUUUUCUUGGAGCUGAAAUGCAAACAGCCUGCAGUUAUAUAAUGGCUUUCUGUCACACUGCUGUAGGCAGCCAUUCAUUGCCCAUGACAGAAUUCUUUUAGAGAAAUUUUCAUGGAUCAUGAUAGACAAAAGCAGUAAGCACAGUAUAAUUACAGUGUUGCAAUGAGAACUUAGAGACAGGCCACUAGCUAGUAUGGAAAUGGGGUAUCAAUCCAGAGUCACCCUUCUCUUGAAAUUAGUGGGUCUCAUGGAGGUGACCAUAUUUACAUUUGGUCCAGCUCCAUAGGCACAUCAUGCAGUGGCUACAGAGCUCUGUCAUUCAUUCUUAGAUCUUGCUGCUAGUAUUGAACCCCAGAUACUGUUGUUCCUUGGAUGGUGGGCAUCUGCUUACUUUCCCAAGGUAUGGUUCCCAUUCAUCCUCCAUUGAUGCAGUCACUCGUUUAUGAUACUGUUGUGGGAAGCUGGGAAGCCCAGUUUAGUUCUGUCCAGGUGCAUGGUUGAUGGCGUCUUUCAAAACAUCUUUAUAUCAGUCUCUGAGAGCUUUGUUACAGAUCAUGCAGGUUUUGGAUGUACUCUUGAAGGCCAGUGCCCCAUUGAUAAAAUCAGACAGCAAGUCAUUGACCUGGUAACUGAACACGCAAGACAGAACUAGUUCCUGUCCCUUUUUCAGUGCAGUAAUCCAGCUCUGGGAACGGUCCCCAAUUGUUGAAUUUUUCUGUUGCCAUUCUACACUCCAAGGGAGAUAAUUUCUGAUGACUUCUUGAGCUGUAGUUUGAGACCCAUCCAAGAGCAGAGUUUGCUUCAGAAAAGUGUGCAGAUGGUCUGUCAGAGGUGAGACAUUGUGGAUAAUGACUUAUUUACAAUCUGGGAUAAUGCAGUACUACUGAAGUCUAGCAUCCCUCAGUAAAGAUUGGGUGAUUAUGCACCUCCUUUAUAAGUUGGGAUUGAAGAUUCUAGAGUACAUGUUGCCAUGUCUUAGUACUAAUGUUUCUGUCAGCAAAUCCAUUAAUCUCCCAGUCUUUUUACUGAAGGCUUCAAAUUUUGUGUGGGGAGGAGGGAUCGCAUCUUAGGUGUGCACAGUUAGAUGCAACUCUACCUUUGCAUGGUAAAUCAAAUGAACAUUUGUUUGUAUGAUUUAAUUUUGGUAAGAAGCAUGCCACAAAAAAUAGAGAACCGUAUAAGUGGAUUGCUGACUUUGUUACCAUGAAGCUUCUUUAGGUAAAGAGGUUAAUGUUUCCCAUUGGUGAGAAGGAUAACUUCCAGUGCUUGAUUCAGAAGUAUGUCCACAAAGGGCGUCUGUACCAAAGCUACUUGUUCAUCAUCGUGUAUCUUAAUCAGUAUAGCUUGAAUUGCCACACCAGGAGCAGUGUCUUUUAGAAGGACAUUGCUUAUGGCUACCUUCUCCUGCAUUUCAAGCACCUUCCCCCAUUUUAAGUUUGUAUGACAUAUUUCAGAUUCUUCCCCCAGCUGUUCCAUCCAGUAUAGGAGGUCUCUCAAAUUAAGUUAAAACAGAUAUAUGAGUGUAUAUCUAAGCAGUUGAUCUUAAGAAGGGUCCACUAUAGUGUGUCUGCAUCAUUUCAAAUCUCUAAGAUGCAUGUGUCUGACUGUUCUAGCAACUCCCUGAAGCUGACACUGGGAUUUCUGUAAAUAAACAAGCAGAACUUAGUUUGAGUUACUGUAAGUAAUUGGAUACUGCUAAAGUUUCAGUACCUGUUGACUCUACCAUAGGAAUGCUGUGCACGGACUAAAGAGGGUAUGCCUCCACAAAUAUGAAGACUAUAUUCUGAAGAGCCUUCAAGAGAGUUUCUGAAAGAAGAUCCUUGCAUUACCUCACUCAAGCUGUAGAGGGCCCUUAUGAAGAUAACCUGCUGUAAUUAAAACUAACAUGACUACAGUUAGUAUUGCUACCUGGUUGAUAUUGUACAGUUGUAGAAAUGUAGAUCUGCCAGCCUCUGGGUCUUGCUUUAGGUCAUUGUCAAGUCACAGCAUUUAGACAUUGUACUUUUUCCGGUGGUGUUAGAAGGAGAACCAUCAGAGCACAAUAUCCUUUUGACUGAAAAACAUGUUAAUAUUUGUAGUUAAGGCAGAUGCCUUUAUAACUUAACUUUCUCCCUGUUCCCAAAAUGUGUACUAUAUGCUGCCUGCAUUAACAGAAGCUUUUUCUGUCUGUGCACUUAUCAUUUGGAGCUGUUUACUUCCCAGCUUCACUCCCUUAAUUCUCAGAUGAGAAUCCUUCGCCUGUCCUACACUUUCAUGGUCAUGUUCCUAUAACCUCUCACCUCUGACCUUGAUCAAUUUCAUCUCAUGAUGUGAAAUAGAAACUAUGAUCCUGGCAGCGCCAUAUUAUUAAAGAACACCCAGUCCAGUUAAAUAGGAAGCUAUCAUCAAUGUUUUGUCAAUACUUUAGCUAUUCAUCUCCUGGGAGCAUAAUAUGGUAUAUUAUAUAGCCAAGUGCUACAGUGACCCCUGGGGUUGACUAGUCUGAGCAUUAAAGUAAUCAUUGGAGAUUGUAUUGUUGUAAUAGUAGACACUUGCAUUUUAUUUCAUUUAUGUAUUUAUGUAAAAAUUAUACCGCUAUGGAACUGUUGUUAAAUAUCUUCUCCUCGGUGUGUCUUUGACUGAUGUUAAAAUGCGCAAUUAGCUUUUUCAUGCCACUGUAGUUGGGAACAACUUCUUGGAUCAAGUCCACUUACACCAUUGACAGACACCAGUCAUCCAGUAAACAACAUUGUAAUCAGUCAGAAUUGAUGGUGCUUUAGUUUUUCACCUGAAAAUUUUGGUUCUGACAUUUUUGUUUUAUUUUCUGUAACAGUUUUAUUAAUGAUAUAAAGAAAUUAAGCAGAUUAGUGCAUUUGUACACUGGCACAAUAUUUGAAUGUUGUGUUUUUUUUUUUAGUUUGUUUUUCAUGCUAAGCUUUACACUUUGGGUGAGUGUGAGAAAGAAAGACAGCGUUGCAAAAAAUGUGUAUUAGGGAGUUACCAGAGACAUAUAAGAUGCACAUGUACAUACUUUUACUUAGUUAAUGAAUAUAUUUGAACAGUUUGGUUAUCUUUCCUAGUAUAACAGUGUUUCAUAUCUUUUCUUUGUGAUUUGUUCUUAUUUUAAUGUGUCUUGUUAAAUUAGAUUGAUAAUGCAAGCUGUUUAUUUCAAUACAGAAUUCCUCUACUUGGAAAAAUCAAUUUCUGCCAAUAUUAUUGGAGAGCAUGAACAGCAAAGCUGUAACAAGAGGUUGUCUUACUAUGAGAGCAGCAGGCUGAAAAGAUGCUUCUUCCAUCCAGUAGUUACAAUAACAAAUGAAUAAUAGUCUUUAUUCUUAGUUUAUGUAUGAAUUGAUGGAGCCAAAUAGUAAACAGCACUUAUUUAAAUUUCUUAUGGCUGAUGUUCAGAUUACUUUUAUUUUCAGGGCUGAGUUGAAUGUUUUGUUUAAACACUGAGUAAAUUUAAAGCCAUGUUUGUCGCAGAUGCUUUCUGUUGAACAAGUAUUUCUGUUGGGCUCUAAAGUGUGGUAAAAGUUAUCAAAAUGACUAAUACCCACUGUUUUUUUCUCAUUCCUGGCACAUUGCUGAAAAUUAUUACUUAUUAUUUAUUUAUUUUGGCGCUCCAUUUGUUGCCAAACAGUUGAAUAAAACUAUCCUGUCUGUCUCUGCUCUUGUUACCAGGAAUUGUACAAUGGCAGGUUCAAAGUACAGAAACCUCAUUUUUUUAAGCCCAGUAGAGAACACAUUACAUUAAAUAGCUGAUCAUUUCUUAAGACAGUUAGAGGUCAAAUGCAUUAAUUAGUUGCUAAGAGGGAAAUAAGCAUUUACCCAUUGCUUUAGAAGGAUACAUUCUAACCUGAAAUAAACAUAAGUGAAUUUAAUAUUGACUUGCUUACCUGAGCAGCAAAGCAUUUAUACUAUAACUUUAACAAAAUACAGAAUACCAUUAUUUGUUAGUGCUGAGAUAUGAUUUACAUAUAACUAGUGGUUAAAGAUGCAAGAUCAGUAAAAGGACAAAGUAUGGAACAGUUGCCAAUUGGAAAUUAAGACCAUAAUCUACCAGCACGUUUAAAAUUUUAUGUUAGACAAGGUUUAUAGGUGGCAGGCAGUGUAUUUUUGUUAUCUGGAGGCAUUUUUUAACAUUCUUGCAUGUGUGUGGUAUUAAUUAUGCCGCUUGGCAUACCUAGCCACUAAAAAUGCAACAUUUUAUUGACCACUUUUAUUUACCAACCAUUGCUACAGUUCAGCUCUGGUACACGUAACAUGUGGCAUUGAGAACUGCUUUUCACACUUCUAGUUAACUGUUAUUCAUUCAGCUUUGGGUGCCAUCAGCAACUAACUUUACUAAUUUCAUUAAUGAGAUCAGGUAAAAAAAAUGGAUACUUUUGGGUACACUCCGUCUUUCACUUCUUGCCAUUCAUAACUGAAACUGGCUUGUCUGACUCUAUUGACCUUGUGGCUUGGCUGUUCCUUAUAGUGGACUUGUAAACUGAAGCUUAGAGUUCCAUUUUGGUAUCCGAAAGAAUUACAUACAUCUGUCUGUUGCUGUAUUGCCAAGCUUAUUUACCCUGGUAUAAGUGUAUUACAGUGCAUAUUACAUAUGUUGCAUUAUUACAUUAGAUGACAUCUGUAAUCAGUGGCUCAGUAAGCAUAAUUGUUGACAAUUCCAAACUAGAGUGUUACAAUAGUAGAGGGUUUUGCAUCUGUCAUCUGAGCAUUUGCCACAGCAUUAUUCUCCUGAAUUUGAGGUUUUUACAACUGGCAUUAUUUUUCUUAUUUGUCUUGUUAACCUUGUUUGGUAACGUUUUGUUUUAAGUUAAUAAAUGACAACUCUUUUAAUGAUGA
Messenger RNA from Protopterus annectens (West African lungfish), 8034 nucleotides. RefSeq names its product amidohydrolase domain containing 2 (gene AMDHD2). Gene Ontology annotation, biological process: N-acetylglucosamine catabolic process. The record is from RefSeq and is a predicted model, not a curated record. Gene Ontology annotation, molecular function: N-acetylglucosamine-6-phosphate deacetylase activity. The coding region runs from base 190 to 1419 and encodes 409 amino acids. The transcript has 12 exons. Lineage: Eukaryota; Metazoa; Chordata; Ceratodontiformes; Protopteridae.